AUGAAAGCGCUCAUUCUAGUUGGAGGAUAUGGAACUCGGCUGAGACCGCUCACACUAACACAGCCCAAACCACUCGUUGAAUUCGCCAACAAGCCUAUGAUGUUGCAUCAGAUGGAAGCUCUAGCUGCGGUUGGAGUCGAUACAGUUGUUUUAGCAGUUAGCUACAGAGCAGAACAGUUGGAGGCGGAAAUGACUGUGCACGCAGAUCGGCUUGGAGUUAAGCUGAUUUUUUCUCUUGAAGAAGAACCGCUCGGAACUGCUGGACCUCUGGCUUUGGCUCGAAAACAUCUAGAGGACGAUGAUCCAUUUUUCGUUCUUAACAGUGAUGUUAUUUGUGAUUUCCCAUUCAAGCAAAUGGUUGAAUUUCAUAAGCAACAUGGAAAAGAGGGAACGAUUGCAGUAACAAAGGUGGAAGAACCAUCUAAAUAUGGAGUCGUUGUUUUCAAAGAAGAUGGAAAAAUUGAUGACUUCGUUGAGAAACCACAGGAGUACGUUGGAAACAAAAUCAACGCCGGCCUCUAUAUUUUCAACUCUGCAAUUCUCGAUCGAAUUCCCCUGAAACCUACAAGUAUCGAAAAAGAAAUCUUCCCUCAAAUGGCGACUUCAGGUAAUCUCUAUGCCUACGUACUGCCUGGAUUCUGGAUGGAUGUAGGACAACCAAAAGACUUCCUCAAGGGAAUGUCUCUGUUUUUGAACCAUGUGCAAACAACAAGGACGGGAGCAUUAGCUACUGGGUCAAAUAUUCACGGAACAGCCACGAUUCGUGGUAGUGUCUUAGUAGACCCAUCUGCAACUGUUGGUGAGAACUGUGUUAUUGGUCCCGAUGUUGUCAUUGGCCCAAGAGUUCAGAUUGAAGGAGGUGUUCGCAUUCAACAUUCCACUAUUUUAUCGGAUUCGACCGUAGGCAACUAUUCGUGGGUCUCAGGAAGCAUUAUAGGACGUGAGUGUCAUAUUGGAAGUUGGGUCCGUAUGGAGAACGUAUGUGUUCUUGGAGAUGAUGUGGUUGUGAAAGACGAAGUCUAUCUCAAUGAAGCGAGUGUCUUGCCACACAAAGUUAUAGCUGUGAAUGUUCCUUCAAAGGAUAUCAUUAUGUGA
Molecule: messenger RNA, 1095 nt
Organism: Caenorhabditis briggsae
Lineage: Eukaryota; Metazoa; Nematoda; Chromadorea; Rhabditida; Rhabditidae
Gene: Cbr-tag-335
Product: Protein CBR-TAG-335
Exons: 4
Coding region: 1-1095 (364 amino acids)
Biological process (GO): GDP-mannose biosynthetic process; cell wall mannoprotein biosynthetic process
Cellular component (GO): cytoplasm
Molecular function (GO): mannose-1-phosphate guanylyltransferase (GTP) activity; GTP binding
Source: RefSeq, a predicted model, not a curated record